Molecule: messenger RNA, 912 nt
Organism: Macrosteles quadrilineatus (aster leafhopper)
Lineage: Eukaryota; Metazoa; Arthropoda; Insecta; Hemiptera; Cicadellidae
Product: alpha-crystallin A chain-like
Exons: 2
Coding region: 129-695 (188 amino acids)
Biological process (GO): response to heat; protein refolding
Molecular function (GO): protein folding chaperone
Source: RefSeq, a predicted model, not a curated record
CGCCAUUGAAUUUGAAGUGUUUCAAGCGUUGUCACGUCUUGACUGUCAGUGUUGUUGCCGGUUUACAUUUUCGACUUGUACUUCAGCGUUCUGCAAGUUCUUCUGAUAACUACAAUACAGUUGACGAGAUGUCGAUCCUGCCAUACUUGCUGAAUGACCUGCUCCAGGAGGCACAGAGGCCCUCGCUCCACGACCAGCACUUCGGUCUCGGAUUGCUGCCGAGUGACCUAAUCCAGCCCGAGGUGUCUGUGUUGUCCAUGCCACUGCGAUCCGGCUACAUGCGGCCCUGGCGCACUGCUAGCGGAGCUCUCAACAGCGGCACAUCCUGCAUUGCCAGCGACAAGGACACGUUCAGGAUCAACUUGGACGUGCAGCAGUUCCGUCCUGAAGAGCUGAGUGUGAAGAUAGUCGAUGAUUUCAUUGUCAUCGAAGGUAAACAUGAGGAACGUAGCGACGAACACGGUUUCGUAUCACGCCAGUUCACCCGCCGAUACAAGCUCCCAGCUGAUGUCAACAGGGAGGCUCUCAAGUCACACUUGUCCUCUGACGGAGUGCUGCAACUCGAGGCUCCUAAGGUGCAGAAGGACACUGCCAAAGGAAUCUCCAUUCCUAUCACCCAGACCAACAAGCCAGCUGUGAAACAGGCUCCCAAGACUCCAACUGCUGAACAGAAUGGCGAAAAGAUGGAGAGUUAAACUUGAAGAAAACUACUCAAGCAAUGAAUUCAAUAAUGUUUUGAACUUUACUGUUCUCUAACUUUCACGUUUAUGUUCCUCCUUUGUAUUUUUAGUGUGUUAAGUCCUGAUGUGCUAUGUCACUUUUUCACUCGAUGUUUGUAAGACUGAAUGUAAGACUUAAUUUUUGUAUUUAGUUUAGAAAGUUUUUUUAGCUUAAUAAAUUAGUGCUCAAAUA